This is a messenger RNA of Dryobates pubescens (Downy woodpecker), 1309 nucleotides long. It is a transcript of the gene FEZ1, whose product is annotated as fasciculation and elongation protein zeta 1. Gene Ontology annotation, cellular component: cytoplasm; axon. The record is from RefSeq and is a predicted model, not a curated record. Bases 87 to 1256 code for a protein of 389 amino acids. Lineage: Eukaryota; Metazoa; Chordata; Aves; Piciformes; Picidae. The transcript is spliced from 12 exons.
CCCCCCGUACAAGCCCCCCUGUAUCUGGAGCCGCUGCGCGGAGGAUGCGGGGCCGCAGCUAAGGCAGCACGUCGGUGUUGAGGAGGAUGGAGGCACCCCUGGUCAGCCUGGAGGAGGAGUUCGAGGAGGGCCCCGGCGAGGAUGGGGGCACCCCGCAGCGCAGCGCAGACCCGGCGCUGGCCGAGCUGGAGAGCUUCUCGGCCGAGAUGAUGAGCUUCAAGUCGAUGGAGGACCUGGUGCAGGAGUUUGACGAGAAGCUCACCGUCUGCUUCCGCAACUACGACGCCGCCACCGAGGGCCUGGCCCCUGUGCGAGGGCAGCUCCAGGCGCAGGAGGAGGAGGAGCGCCUCCAGGAUGAGGAGGUCUGGGAUGCUCUCACCGAUGGCUUUGGGCCCCGGGGCUCCCCCCGGCCCUGGCUGCUUCCUGAGGCCGAGGUCCUUGAUGGCACCGACCCCCAGCUGGGGAAGCAAUGUGAAAAGGAGGAGGAGGAACUCACUGAGAGGAGUGAGCAAGACUCGGGCAUCAACGAGGAGCCACUGCUGACAGCUGAGCAGGUCAUUGAGGAGCUGGAGGAGCUGAUGCAGAGUUCACCUGACCCCGAGGCCGACCCUGAGGGAGAUGAGGAGGAAGAAGAGGAGGAGGAGGAGGAAGCUGAGGCUGAUGCCGAAGGCAAAGGUGAUGGUGGGGGAACAGAGCCCAUCCUGCUGCAUGAGCUGCAGGCUUUCUGCCCCACCAACAACAACUGCUCCCAUGAAGGGCUGGGCCGGCUGUCUGCACAGGAGCUGGCGGCGGCGGCAGGGCGUGCGGAGGCGGCGAGCCGGGCGCUGUCGGCGGAGCUGGUGGCACAGCUGGCACGCAGGGACGAGCUGGCCUUCGAGAAGGAGGUGAAGACAGCCUUCAUCGGGGCGCUGCUGGCCGUGCAGGGCGAGCAGCGCGAGGCCGCCCGGCGCCGGCGCCGUGACAAGGGCCUGAGCCUGCAGGGCGGACGUGCGGAGCGCGGCCACAUGCCCAGGAAGCGCUUCAGCAUGGAAGGCAUCUCCAGCAUCCUGCACUCCGGCUUGCGCCAGACCUUCAGCCCCACUGCCCACGAGAAGCAGUACCUGAACACGGUGAUUCCCUACGAGAAGAAGGGGUCCCCGCCCUCCGUCGAGGACCUGCAGAUGCUCACCAACAUCCUGUUUGCCAUGAAGGAGGGCAAUGAGAAGGUGCCCACACUGCUCACAGAUUACAUCCUCAAAGUGCUCUGCCCAACCUGAAGCGGCGCUGCCUUUGCGCCCGCCUGCCCCCGGCGCUUCCCCCAGACCCGAGG